Molecule: messenger RNA, 7689 nt
Organism: Mastomys coucha (southern multimammate mouse)
Lineage: Eukaryota; Metazoa; Chordata; Mammalia; Rodentia; Muridae
Gene: Tlr4
Product: toll like receptor 4
Exons: 3
Coding region: 255-2762 (835 amino acids)
Biological process (GO): defense response to Gram-negative bacterium; toll-like receptor signaling pathway; immune response
Cellular component (GO): membrane
Molecular function (GO): lipopolysaccharide immune receptor activity; protein binding; transmembrane signaling receptor activity
Source: RefSeq, a predicted model, not a curated record
CAGCAAAGCCUUGUCCUUCCUGUUCUACUCUUCACUCUUCUAACUUCCCUCCCGCAACAAGGCAGAUCGAUUUUAGAACAAAACCAAAAGUGAGAAUGCUAAGGUUGGCACUCUCACUUCCUCUUUGAAGAUAGUUCUUGCAGAGGGGCACCCACUGGGAGAGAAGAGGCAGGUGUCCCAGGGACUCAGCACUGCCCCCAGUUAGAGAUCGUCAUGCUUUCUCACGGCCUCUGCUGGUUGCAGAAAAUGCCAGGAUGGUGCCUCCCUUGCUCCUGGCAAGGACUCUGAUCAUGGCGUUGUUCCUCUCCUGCCUGAGACCGGGAAACUUCAACCCUUGCAUAGAGGUAGCUCCUAAUGUUACCUACCAAUGCAUGGAUCAGAAUCUCAGCAAAAUCCCGGAUGCCAUCCCUGAUUCAACCAAGAACAUAGAUCUGAGCUUCAAUCCCUUGAAGAUCUUAGGAAGCUAUAGCUUCUCCAAUUUCUCUGAACUUCAGUGGCUGGAUUUAUCCAGGUGUGAAAUUGAGACAAUUGAAGACAAGGCAUGGCAUGGCUUACACCAGCUCUCAACCUUAAUACUGACAGGAAACCCUAUCCAGAGUUUUUCCCCAGGAAGUUUCUCUGGACUAACAAGUUUAGAGCAUCUGGUGGCUGUGGAGACAAAAUUGGCCUCUCUAGAGAGCUUCCCUAUUGGACAGCUUAUAACCUUAAAGAAGCUCAAUGUGGCUCACAAUCUCAUACAUUCCUCCAAGUUACCUGAAUAUUUUUCCAAUUUGUUGAACCUAGAACAUGUGGAUCUUUCUAAUAACUAUAUUAAAACUAUUUCUGUUAAUGACUUACAGUUUCUACGUGAAAAUCCACAUGUCAAUCUUUCUUUAGACCUGUCUUUGAAUCCAAUUGAGUUCAUUGAAGCCCAAGCUUUUCAGGGAAUUAGGCUCCAAGAACUGACUUUAAGAGGUAAUUUUAAUAGCUCAACAGUAAUGAAAACUUGCCUUCAAAACUUGACUGGUUUAUACGUCCAUCGGUUGAUCUUGGGAGAAUUUAAAAAUGAAAGGAAUCUGGAAAGUUUUGACCGCUCAGUCAUGGAAGGACUAUGUGAUGUGACCAUUGAUGAGUUCAGAUUAACAUAUAUAAAUGAUUUUUCAGAUGAUAUUAUUAACUUCCAUUGCUUGGCAAAUGUUUCUACAAUGUCUCUGGCAGGUGUAUAUUUAAAACAACUAAAAGAUAUUCCUGAGCAUUUCAAAUGGCAAUCCUUAUCAGCUGUUAGAUGUCAACUUAAGGAGUUUCCAACUCUGAAACUAUCCUUUCUUAAAAGAUUCACCUUAACUACCAACAAAGGGACUAUCAGUUUUAGAAAAGUGUCUCUGCCAAGUCUCAGAUAUCUAGAUCUUAGUAGAAAUGCCCUGAGCUUUAGUGGUUGCUGUUCUGCUUCUGAUUUGGGAACAAACAGCCUGAGACAUUUAGACCUCAGCUUCAAUGGUGUCAUCAUUAUGAGUGCCAACUUUAUGGGUCUAGAAGAGCUGGAAUACCUGGAUUUUCAGCACUCUACUUUAAAAAAGGUCACAGAAUUCUCAGCAUUCUUAUCCCUUGAAAAUCUCCAUUACCUUGACAUUUCUUAUACUAACACCAAAAUUGAUUUCAAUGGCAUAUUUCUUGGCUUGACCAGUCUCAACAUCUUAAAAAUGGCUGGCAAUUCUUUCAAGGACAACAUUCUUUCAAAUGUCUUUACAAACACAACAAACUUGACAUUCCUGGAUCUUUCUAAAUGCCAAUUGGAACAGAUAUCUUGGGGGGUAUUUGACACACUCCAUAGACUUCAGUUAUUAAAUAUGAGCCACAACAACCUACUAUUUUUGGAUCCAUCCCAUUAUAAACAGCUGUAUUCCCUCAGCACUCUUGAUUGCAGUUUCAAUCACAUAGAGGCAUCUAAAGGAAUACUGCAACAUUUUCCAAAGAGUCUAGCCUUCUUCAAUCUUACUAAUAAUUCUGUUGCUUGUGUAUGUGAACAUCAGAACUUCCUGCAGUGGGUCAAGGACCAGAAGCAGUUCUUGGUGGAUGUUGAACAAAUGACAUGUGCAACACCUGUACAGAUGAAGGCCUCCCUAGUGUUGGAUUUUAACAAUUCCACCUGUUAUAUGUACAAAACCAUCAUCAGUGUGUCGGUGGUCAGUGUGCUUGUGGUAUCCACUGUAGCAUUUCUGAUAUACCACUUCUAUUUUCACCUGAUUCUUAUUGCUGGCUGUAAAAAGUACAGCAGAGGAGAAAGCAUCUAUGAUGCGUUUGUGAUCUACUCGAGUCAGAAUGAGGACUGGGUGAGAAAUGAGCUGGUAAAGAAUUUAGAAGAAGGAGUGCCCAGCUUUCACCUCUGCCUUCACUACAGAGACUUUAUUCCUGGUGUAGCCAUUGCUGCCAACAUCAUUCAGGAAGGCUUCCACAAGAGCCGGAAAGUUAUUGUAGUGGUGUCUAGACACUUUAUCCAGAGCCGAUGGUGUAUCUUUGAAUAUGAGAUUGCUCAGACAUGGCAGUUUCUGAGCAACCGCUCUGGCAUCAUCUUCAUUGUCCUUGAGAAGGUGGAGAAGUCCUUGCUGAGGCAGCAGGUGGAAUUGUAUCGCCUUCUUAGUAGAAACACCUACCUGGAGUGGGAAGACAAUCCUCUGGGGAGGCACAUCUUCUGGAGAAGACUUAAAAAAGCCCUGUUGGAUGGAAAAGCCUUGAAUCCUGAGGGAACAGCAGAGGAAGAACAAGAAGCAGCAACCUGGACCUGAGGAGAACAAAACUCUGGGUCUAAAACCCAUUCUGUUUACAAUUGUUAAAUGCCACAGGUUAGCUGGGGUUCUGCUAUAGACAUGGCUCCCAUGGAGCACAAGGCUGCCAACCUCAUGGACCUUAAAGGGCAGAAGAAAGUAACACUGUGAUGAAAUUCCUUACUUUUCAGGUAUAUGAAUUAACUAACUCAGACAAAGGAUCACAAUCAAGAAAGUUUACCUUUAUCUUAUUAAACUGAAGGAGAAGAGGCUAAGGCCCAAUGAGAACAGAAAGGAGAAUCAUUCUUCCCUGAGGCUUUUGAAUAUAAGCCAUAUCAUGUAUUGUGUUUCAGUUACCUUAGAAGAGUUUUGAUAGUUUAAACUGAACUGAGUGUUUGCUUACGUUCCCUUUUUUCUACUGAAUGCAGUUUAAAUGGCUCUUUUUGAGAGGCCCUCAUUCCAAUUUUAUCUUCCAUUUUAUGUCAUUUUUUUUAUCUAAUUUUAUAAAAAAAUAUGAUUGGUACAUGCUCACAGAUAUCCUGGCCCUUCCUUAGAAUGCUAUAUUUAUUAAAUAAAAAUUCCUAAUAUACUUUUAUUUUUAUAAAUUCAGUUAUCAUUUUUCAUGCCUUGACUAUAAACUUGAAUCAUAAAUAAGAUUGUUAGAGAUAUGCUAAGAAUGCCCAUAUUUAACUACAAUUUUUCAAGAAAUUGUGUAAAAUAUACUCUGUCACAUUUUCACUACACGUCAUUCUUAAGUUAUUACCUACUAAGUUAUGGAUGUCACAGAGUCAGUGUUAAAAAUAAUUUGGUUGAUAGAAAUGUUUUUAAUCAGGAGAGAAAAGUGGAGAAGAGUGCAGGAACAGAAAUCAUAACUUUGUCAUUUCGAUUAUUUUAGAAUCAUAGUGGCUCACAUAGCAGAAUGGCAAGACUACAUAUGCUUCAAUUGAUGUUCUUUCUCAGCAAGGAUACUCUCUGAAGGACUUGUAGAACCUUUCAGGGAGGCAGAAAGGUUUAAUAUCCUUUCCCUUUAUCAUUCCCAUUGCUGGACAUGCUUUGUGAGAUAGAUAAAUGAUGGGAGUACACAUUUCUGCUUUUACCUUAUUCCAGUCAGCAUGAACACUCAAUAUAUAAUGGCAUUGCACAGUGUGUGUGUGUGUGUGUGUGUGUGUGUGUGUGCAUAUAUGUAACUGUACAUGUGUUAAAGGUUAAGGAAAAAAUAGAGCACAGAGCAGUUCUAUAUUUUUGAUGGGGCAUUAAAUAGUUGAGCCAAUUCUGAAAAGUAUGGAGGUUUCUUGAUAAAGGAAACCAAAGUAGAACUCUUACAAGAUCUAACAAAAAAAUUUCUAGACAAACAAACACAUAAGUAAAUUAGAUUUCCUUGUCCAUUAUGACACUAUUCAUCAUAUUCAAAUUAUGGAAGCAACCCAAAUGUCCAUUAGAAGGUUAAUACAUAGAGAUAGUAUGCUAUCUACUUGUAAUAGAAUGUGUUCUGACCUUGGAAAAGAAGUAAAACUUGCUGUUUGUGACCAGAUGGAUAAAGGUGGAGUUGUUUUAUUGUAACUGAAAUAUGCCAGGCAUAGAUGGAACUGGCAUUUCAGGAGCUUUUGAUAUGCAGAACAAUGAAAGAAGACAAAAGAAAACCAGCCCUGGUAUGUAUUCUUCACAACUAUUUUAAACAAUAUGCUUGAAAGAUAAUGGAAUUCUUAGUAUUAAUUAGGAUGCCUACAAUUUUUGAAAUUCCAUUCAAAUUCAAAGAUAGCCAACUAAUUAUUUGUCUCUUGCUAGUCAUGUGAAACAGGAGAUCAAGAAUCUCCCUAUUUUUCUGAUAUAAAACCCAAAUUCUAAUACAGUAAAUGUCUUGUCAAUCAGCCAAAUAGCAUACAAGAGGCAAGGCAACAGUCUGUGCUCCUUCCCUCUCAGAGAAACUCCUGUGCACUCUAGCCCAUUGCUUCAUGCUCCAAGCUAGGAAAAAAAAGAAAAAGAAGAAGAAGUGAAACUGCCACAGUUCUCUAUGUGGUUAGUGCCAGUCAGGGUUUUUCAACUUAAACCGUGAGUCAUCAAGCAAAUACAUAUGCAUGCAUGCAUUAUGCACAGAGUGGUUUAUUUAUAACAAUUCUUUCCAUAAAGGGCUUGGGGAGCUUUCAACAAAAUAUAUAGGAACAAUGAGGUUAAUCAAAAGAAAGAAAUAUAGACAAAAGAAAGGAAUGAAAAAAAGAAAAUAAAAGUUUUAGCUGUGUAUUCCAGGCUUAAUUCUAGAAAUCUGGAAUUUUAGAUAGUGUGACUACUGGAUAAUCCUAAACUCAUUUUCAGAUCAUAUCAGUUAUGUGACUUGGGCUUCAUCUGUCUGAGAGCUAGUCACCCUGAGAAAAAAAUGAAGCUCAUGUAUUUAUUUUUAGGCCAUAACAAACUAACAAAUAUAACGUUAAAGGGUGGCUCUGUGGAUGAGUCUCCUUCUUGGCUUUCUUAUGGCUAGUCAGAGAGAAGCACUGAGUAGCCUUUUCAAUGACAACAUUUAGGUCACAUUUGUUUUCCCAGUCUGUAGGACAACGGCAAUCCCUAUGACUAAAGUAGAUAGUUUCUUUUUGACUUAGCUUCUAUUCAUAUGUGUUGCCCUAGCUUCCUCUUUGAUUCUACAGCCUUUUGAGAAAUCAUUAGAAAUCACUAGAACCUCAUGCAUGGACUUGAGACAGUCCUCAUAUAUGUUCCUAGGCACCCGAGUGGGAAGUUGGGAGGCUGGGGCCAUACCUUAACUAUCACCUUUGCUUCCCUGGUGUUGAGCAUCAUGCUUGACAAAGUAAACAGAUAAUACCUCUUAAGUGAAGAACUGGUGGAUCCUUAAUGCAUGUUUUCAUGGUGUGCUGUUGUCCUCGAUACUUCCCAGUUAAGAAUGUAACGUCAUACGGGAUCUUAGCUGUCAACUUAGUUUCCACAGCUUUGGCAUUCCUUGUCUGUUACUUGUAUAGAUGUUUCAAAUUCCUUCUUCACUUGGUUGCUUGAUGCCACGUAUUCUAAAAAUUUGUAGAAGGUGUGUGUUUUGGGAGGGGGUGGUUCUAACAAUAGUUUUCUCUACUGGCUACUUUAAAAUCCUAUUCAGCUAAUUUAUAUAUGAUAUUUGAUUAAAUUCUGCAUGCUAUACCAAUUUGAGGAACAUUCACAAAAUUACAUUAGAAAAUAAAGGCUUUAAAUUUUUUCUUAACACAUCCAAAGUACACAAGGCAUUAAAUGGGAAAAACUAAAUAUCCAGCUGACUUCAUCAAAUAGUUUCACUACUGUUUUCUUUCCUUUUAUGUCAAGAUAUGAAUACCAGUGUUCUGUAUUUUUAUUUAUUUAUUGUUUGCUAUUAUGAGGAUUCAAAGCGAGAACUUUGAGGAGCUGACAGAGGCACUGUGAACUAUGAAGACAGUUUUUGGAGUUGAUAAUUUCCUCUGUAACUAUGGACUAAGUCCCCCCACCCACCCCAUUCAGCUCUCUUUUCUGAUGGAAUAAACUCUUUUCCAGGAGGCUCCCACUUAUGCUAAUGCACCCAAGCAAACAAGGAGACUAAUAGGACCAGCUGUUUCUGUCUUUAUAUUCUCAUUCUUACUAAAGAAGGAGAGUGCAAAAUUUUGAAGGAUAUAUUAAAGUGCCUUCUGUACUUAACGAUUCUUCUAGAAAAGUCAAAGAGGUGAUAUUGGUUUGAUAUCUUCUCAUGGUAAUUUGGAAGAUGUUUACAUACCAAUUUCAGUUUGCUUACCUAGGCCUUGAGAGUCAUUCUACAGUACAUGACUAGGCUACUAUGAGGACAAAAGAAAUCAUUCUGGGGAGAUUCAGUAUAGCUCUUAAUUUACCUUCUAUAAGGGUCACAUGCCAGAAUGAGAAAGAUCAAGCCUGGCAUGAAGUUAAUUUAGUGGGCUAGGAUCCUGUAAACCUCCUAAAGCAAGAGACCCCAUGCAUAUGAUCUCAGCCAAUGAGUCAUCUCUAAGAAAAAAUAGAAAAAGAGGCAAGGAGGGUCAGUGCUCUGAAGACACAGAGUCAAAUGUUCCUGUUUCCAGAGUUUAUAAUGAACAAAGUCCAAACAUUGUUAAUUUUAACGAAGUCAAGCCGAAUGCCCUGGGCAUGUCCUUCAGGGUGGAAAGGGAUAUGCAAUUCCAGUUCUUCUUUUAUGUUUGUGAUGGUUACAUAGUCCCUGAAGUUCCAGAGGCUCAGGUAUAGGCAAUACCAUCUUGAUAGAGUUCACUUAGCCAAAAUGCAGAAAUGGGUGCUCAGAGAGAAUAGAUAACUUGUCCUGUAUCCUAUAACUUAUAAUGUAUUAAUAAUCAUCAUAAUAAAUUCUGUCUGCCAAAUAUUUGAUACAUACAUGAGACUGUUUUAGUUUAAUUCCAAAAAUUGACUUCUGAUGCAACUCUUAGCCACACUGUCAUUUCCCAUACAAUGAAACUGAGAGCAAAGAGCAAAUUCUCCAAUUGGAAGAUUAAAAUCCAAGUAAGCCAGAUAUCCAGGACUGCUAAUUUUUUACCACACAAUACACUGUUGAACUGUCUGGGCUUUUUUCUGCUCGGGGGUAGUGGGGGAUGAUUCUCUCACUAACUGGAGAAUCCUGUGGACAAGGUCAGCAACUCCCUUACCAUCUCGAAAUUGAAGGUUUCAAAGGCAUUGUAUGUGACUUUCAUUGAUUUCUAUGAAAAUGAAGAUGGUCCCUCCUGUGACAGUGCUAAGUGCUGAGUCUGAGUGUAAAUGUGCUUUUUGGCACAAAUUGUCCUGUGCUAAUAGUGUUGAUUAUAAUUAUAAAAUAAUGUGUUUCUGAAAGGCUGCAAACAAUUCUGGGAAUGACAAUAAGGGUUUUGAAACAACAUGGUAUUUAUGUGAGAAGUGUUUUGUUGAAAAUUAAACCUGUGUUUAGGAGAAAGGAUCCUAUUGUUUGCUCCUAAGAAACUAUCACAACAUGCAAUUAAAUCAAAGCCAGUUGGUU